AUGUCAAAUAAUAUCGACUGGGAGGAUCUCUUUGGAAGCGAUGAUGAAGAGGUAGAAGAAGAACACCAAAACCACAAGCCAAUAACUACUUUUGAUGUUAUACCGGGUCUAAAGCUCAUCAAACAAGCGCUAUCGCAUCAAGAGCAAAUGUCAUUAACUCACGCUCUCAUCGACCGCAACUAUUUCACGGGAAAUGCAAAUCAAGCCAUGGUAUUUGGAGAAUUACCAGAUUUUAUCAAAUGGAUAGAGCCUUGGGUGGCUGAAAACUACCCAGAUCUAUUUGGUCAAGACAUUAUGAGCAGACAGCCUCUUUUCGAUCAAGCCAUAUUGAACAUGUACAAGAAGGGUGAAGGCAUAACAAGCCAUGUCGAUUUGCUAAGAUUUGAAGAUGGUAUAUUAAUUAUAUCACUCAUGUCAUCUUGUAUCAUGACAAUGAGACCUGCAAGGAAGGAUACUGCUUCAUAUCAUGCCGAGAACACGGACGAUAGCAAAAAGUACGAUAUACUUUUACGCCCUGGCGAUGUUCUAGCACUCUCUCAAGAAGCGAGAUAUGAUUGGGAACAUGGCAUUCCAUCACGGCUCGUAGACGAGAUGGAUGGUCAAUACAUAGAGAGAGGAACCAGGAUUAGCGUCACCUUGAGAAGAUUAAAGCAAGGCGAGCAAGAAAUGCAACCCACUACCACCAUAUCAGAACGAUAG
Molecule: messenger RNA, 699 nt
Organism: Mucor velutinosus
Lineage: Eukaryota; Fungi; Mucoromycota; Mucoromycetes; Mucorales; Mucoraceae
Gene: VMA7
Product: H(+)-transporting V1 sector ATPase subunit F
Exons: 3
Coding region: 1-699 (232 amino acids)
Biological process (GO): DNA damage response
Source: RefSeq, a predicted model, not a curated record